UCCUCCAUCACCAUCCAUCUAAGUUCUCCAAUCCAUUCCUCUCAAAAAGCCCACAGAGAUCUUCAAUAAGCAUCAGUGGAAGAGAGAAAGAGAGAGAGAGAGAGAGAGAGAGAGAGAGAUGGCAUCCACUUCUGCUGUUUCAAUGGCACUGCCAUUAACUUCCGCAAGCCGCAAGAGGCAACCUCCAAGCUCUGAUGCCUUCAUCAAGCCUUUGCUAGUGAGGAACCCAUCAAAGGGGAUAGCCAAGACAUCAUCAAGAGCCGAUGCAAAGCUUACAAUUCAAGCAUCGCUGAAGGAGAAGGCUUUCACGGGCUUAACCGCUGCAGCUUUGACAGCUUCAAUGGUGAUUCCUGAUGUGGCUGAAGCUGCUGCAUCUCCUUCUCUUAAAAACUUCUUGCUCAGCAUUGUCGCUGGAGGAGUAGUUCUUGCUGUCAUCAGUGGGGCAGUCGUUGGAGUAGCCAACUUCGACCCUGUCAAGAGAAGCUGAGAUCACUGGGAGAAGGGAGAAGUUCUUUUUUCGCUUCAUCUCUUUGCCUUCUGUGUUGUUUAGCAAUUCUCUGUAAUUUUUAAACUCUAUUUUGUUCAUGCGGAUAAUCUGUAACUUUUCAACAAGCAGGAUUUUGCUUGCCAAUCCAAAAACUUUAAAUUAGCCAUAGA
Macadamia integrifolia is the source of this 657-nucleotide messenger RNA. RefSeq lists its product as uncharacterized. Gene Ontology annotation, biological process: photosynthesis. The transcript has a single exon. Bases 119 to 487 code for a protein of 122 amino acids. NCBI's taxonomy places the organism in Eukaryota, Viridiplantae, Streptophyta, Magnoliopsida, Proteales, Proteaceae. Gene Ontology annotation, cellular component: membrane; photosystem II. The record is from RefSeq and is a predicted model, not a curated record.